Messenger RNA from Saccostrea echinata, 1618 nucleotides. Its product is annotated as arrestin domain-containing protein 17-like. Bases 249 to 1301 code for a protein of 350 amino acids. The record is from RefSeq and is a predicted model, not a curated record. NCBI's taxonomy places the organism in Eukaryota, Metazoa, Mollusca, Bivalvia, Ostreida, Ostreidae. The transcript has 8 exons. Gene Ontology annotation, biological process: protein transport. Gene Ontology annotation, cellular component: cytoplasm.
CACCCGAGGUAAUCUGGAUACGCCUACACCUGUCGAGUUGCGAGAUAACAAAACGGAAAACAUUAAAAGUUUCCGCGCUGUGUUAUCAAAUCAGGACAGAGUAAACAAAGAAUGGAGCAAUCACAAUCUUUGGCGCAAACUUCGAGAGGAAUUCCAAGAUACUAAAGAAAGAGGUGGUGAAAUAUCUGUGAUGGAGUGUGCAACUUCUGAUAGAGGCUGAGGAAUCGUCUUCUGUCUGAACUGUAGCCAUGGAACAACUGGAUAAGUUUCAGAUCAUCUUUAACAACCCUUCUGCCAUAUACAAUGCUGGGGACACUGUUUAUGGGUAUGGCUGGGCAGUCUUCAAAGAACCUAUACAUGUACAGACUGUGUGUAUGGAGGCUAUUGGAGAGGCAAAAGUGGAGUGGAUGACCUCCAGUGACAUACAAGCAUCAGACGAAGAAGUUUUCAACUACACAACAGUCCUACCCAUAAAAGGAGAAGAUAAAAACAGUCAGGGUGCUACGUUACACGAGGGGUCACAUUACUUCCCUUUCGAGUUUACUCUACCUGUAGAUCUUCCAUCAUCUUUCAAAGGUAAACAUGGCCGUCUGCGAUACUUUGUGAGAAUGACCAUCUGUACAUCAGGAGGACCCCACCCAUCACGCACCAGUAAAUUCGGAGUUCAGGGGGCACUUGACCUUAAUGCAGAACCCAAUGCUGCACUUCCGGUGGAGAAUGACACGUUUGAGCCCCUGGGGUCCUUGUGUUGUAUAUCUGGUACAGUAACAGCCAAACUUCACCUGGAGAAGAAGGGUUACACCGUCAAAGAAUCCGUACCUGUGUAUGCAGAAAUCAAAAAUCUCAGCAGUCGGAGAAUAAACUCUACUUCUGUGUCAUUAAUACAGAAUGUGACUUACUAUUCAUACAGAGGACGAUUUUCAGAAACUACAAAACUGGUGACAAUCCACAAAGGAGGGGUGGGGCCCCGGGGUAAACAGACAUGGCAGAAAGAAUUACUGAGUAUCCCCACCACCCCUCCCUCUCAUCUCCAUGGCUGUAAAAUCAUAGACAUUCAAUACUGUAUAGAGUUGGCCAUCAAACCCUCUGGCUUCGGUAAGAAAGUAAAAAUACCAGUGGACAUCAUUAUUGGAUCAGUUCCCCUUCUAGAGGCCAAAAAAGAGAAAACGUCUUACCACCCCCUCCCGUCCAUUGUCAAAGAUGAUGUGAUUCCGUUCCCAUUCUUUGAGCUUGGUACAAACCCUAGUCAACACAUGCUUCCUACAGCUCCACCAUGGGAAGAGGAUGAUGAUAUUCCAUGAACACUGGUAAAUAUGACACUGUUUAGGAAUUAAUGAGGAAGGUAGCCCUUGAAAAACUUCAGCCAAACAAGAGGAGCAUCAUAAUAUCUACUGUAGACAUAGUAACUAUUGGGAACUUGGAGAUUUAGGGGACCAGUGAAGAUUUUUCUCUUGCCAUAGUGACAAAGGAAGUCUCUCAUCUGCAUACAAAAAGAUCUGAACCAUAGACAGUGUAAUUGUGUCUAAUGUGUGAAUGUAGAUCUGAUAUGAACUACUGCAUAGCAGUUUAAUUUUGCAGAUAUAUGAUUUCGCUAAUUUUUUUUUCAUUUAUUGGAAGG